GCGGUGUGUCGGGUUUUACUCGUCGUCCGUUCCGGUUGACGCCGUUAAUGACACAGAACGAACCGCGUUUUGACACAUGACAGUUUGAACCUCGGUGCUAGAACCUUAACGAUUGGAUGAGUGGGCCAUUCGCCUCCCCCUCUGCAGAGGCGGCUGAGAUGAACCGCAUCCAUUAUGAGUUGGAGUACAUGGAGGGAAUCAGCCAGCGCAUGCGAAUCCCUGAGACCCUCAAGGUGGCCUCAGAGAACCAGACAGGGUCUCUGUUACUUCAGUAUCCCCUCCCCAUACACACAACUCUGAUGCAGGUGCCAGAGAGAAUUAUCGUAGCAGGUGAUCAUGGGGACUCUCAAUUUUCUCGUCCACGAGACUUGGACCUGAUCCAAUCUGUCCCUCCCAUGGAUCUUCUGAGCAUGAAGGCCCCCCCACGUAUCCUCACUCUAUCAGAGCAGCCACUGGACUACCUUGAGACUGAACAAACUGCCACUUCACAGAGCAAUCCCGUCCAUGUGGCCCACUUUCAUGCUCGGUCUCGAAGGGAACGCAGUGCCAGUGAGCACGUAUCUGGCCGCCACAGUGGUCAGAUUGUCAGAGGCGAUAUAAGUGUAACCCCUUCCCCUUCUGCCCCCCCAGUCCGGUUGUGUCCCCCCCUUUGUUCUCCUGAGGAUGCUAACAUCAACCUGUUUACGGCUGUGGGGUUCCUGUCUUAUAUCCAGUCAACAACACGCCGGGCAUACCAGCAGGUCCUCGAAGUGCUGGAUGACAACCACCGAAGGACACACUUGGACCUGGCUCUGGAUAUAAACCCUGACGAGUCUGGCUUAAUGGACGCCUCCUCGCUACGACGACAGAUUGUGAAGUUGAAUCGGCGUCUGCAGCUGCUGGAGGAAGAAAACAAAGAACGGUCCAAGCGAGAAGUGAUCCUGUAUUCUGCUACAGUGGCAUUCUGGCUUAUUAACACCUGGAUCUGGCUCCGUCGCUAAGAUUGUGCAAGACUGAGUCUCCCAAAACACUGGAAGCCAAAGCAAUUCCUUGUUUAAAGUGCAACCAUUAAAAUACAGUAUGAUACUUCACUACAUGUAAAGGCAACCACGGGAAACUACAAGAACUUUGGCAAAUGUCCUCCACCACAUCAUCCUCUUUGUUUCUAUUGCAAAUUUUAUAUCUGGAUUUCACUUGGAAAAUUUCAAACAUAGUGCUGUCAAGAUAAGACCUGAGGCAGUAAAACAUAACCACAGUUUUCAAAACUGAGCAUUUACCUUUGUUUGGUAGAUCUUUCAUCUACAAAAUUCACAUUGGCUGGUAUUCACACCUUUACAUCUGACUACAAAUGGGAUUUGGUCGGGUAAAACACCAAUAGAGCUAGAGGUAAAGCUAAAGUUGGCAUAUCUCACAUUCAAAGAUUCGUCUGUGUUUUUAAUUCCUGUAUAAACUGUAAAAACAACUAUCAGGACAAAGCACAAUUACAUUUUUGCUGGAUGUUUGCAAAAUGUUGGCAACUACUUCGAUGUGAUGAGCUGAGUUUUGCCAUGUUGAAGCAAAAACAAACUACAAGUUACCUUGUUUGGCUAAAACUAGCUUCAACACAGGUUUCUGUCUGAGAAAUAUAAUGUGAACUCUGAAUCACUGUCGAAGUUUCAGUCUGAAGUUUCUCCAACUAUCAAAUACUGCACUGAUGUUCUCUCAUGUUUAGGGAAAAAAAUAAAUGUGGUAAAAAGAAUAUGUAUGGGCCAGUUUAAGUAGCAAGUGAGUGCCUCAUAUUAAUCAGCAAGAAUAAAAAAAAAAAACACUGAUGAUUUUUUGUGCAAAAAUAACUGAUUGCAUCUAUUUAAUGCUUGUUGAAUGCACAGCAACUACAUAUGUGACAGCGAUGCCUACCAUCAUUCAUCUUUGAGAGUAAACAAAAUGUGUAAAUGAGGAAACAAGGACUUACUUAAGCAACAAAUGUUUUGGGAACCAAGUUAUGCUUCAAACCUGACGUGUUGUCUGUUUUCAAAUUGAGUUUCAUCAGGUUUUUUCAAAAACAGUGUCAAAGUAAGAAGACUUAAUCUAGAGAUGCCAUAACAUUUACCCUGAAUGUCCUUUGAGCGCUGCAUCACCCAAAACAUUUGUAUAAAGUACUUGAAUAGCCUAUUGUUGUAAAUGUUGUUGUCUGUUUACCACUUUGGCAGUGACUUGCCUAUGGAUUCUGUUAUAAGCUUGAUGAAAUGUCAACAGAAAUACUAAGUGUGGGUACUUAGGGUAUUAUCUGUGCCGUGAUAAUGUUUCCCCAUGCUGUAUCCACAGUUUAAAUUCGUUAUUCCAGAGAAUUUGAAUUUGUUUUCUACUAACCUGACAUUUAUCGACAAGACUAAAAGCAUGUGGUUUUAUUCAUCAUACAGUGUGAUGUAAAUCUUAGAGCUAUUGUCUUUGUGAUCAUGUUAAAUAGAUGGCUAUGUACAUAAAUUAUUGCUGUCAUUAUUUUUCAAUAAUUAAACGAGUGUGUAUUUCAUGGAAGUCUAUUUAUCGCAUAGACAUCAACAAAAUGUUGCAGUAACCAUUUAUUUGUUGUGGGACAUAUUACUUUAAAGCUGGAGUGUUUGACUUUUCUUGUAAUAUAUGAAUACAUUCAUUGUUUGUUAAUAAAUGAUC
This is a messenger RNA of Anoplopoma fimbria (sablefish), 2628 nucleotides long. RefSeq names its product mitochondrial fission factor homolog A-like. Gene Ontology annotation, biological process: positive regulation of mitochondrial fission. Gene Ontology annotation, cellular component: mitochondrial outer membrane; peroxisome. The transcript is spliced from 7 exons. Lineage: Eukaryota; Metazoa; Chordata; Actinopteri; Perciformes; Anoplopomatidae. Bases 117 to 980 code for a protein of 287 amino acids. The record is from RefSeq and is a predicted model, not a curated record.